CGUCGUGUAUCGUGCGGCCCGGCCAGGCCGGGCCCGCGGGGAGUCCUCGGAGGGGUCUCAAGGAUCCGGAAUACUGCUGCCCACCGGGCCGGUGGUCCCUCUGGCCGCCUUCAUCUAGGAUUCCCCGCGAGAGAGCGGGAGCUGUGGGAAAGGGAGAGGGGCCCGAGGACGGGUUCGCGUCCCGCGUCUCACAGGGUCAUUUGGUGUCCCGUGGAGGGUAUCGGACCCGGGGCUCUGUGGUGACUGCCAGAGCUCUGCCUUUUAAGCCUCUUGGAGGUGCUGGAUGCUCCUUCUUUCUUUCUCUCUCUGCUCUAACUGCUCUCCGGGAGAGCUGACAUCGGGGGCUUCAGAUUAUUUCUGGGUUUAAUGAUCUGUGCUUUACAAGCAGAACAGUUCCCAUAAGUGUCAUAAGGCAAUGUUUUCAGAAUGUCAUCAGGCAUCCAAAUAAAACCAAAGACUGCAGUACAGAAGAGCAAGACAUCUUUGCCACAUUCUCCACAACCUGCAACUAAACCAAAGCCUAGUGACAGGCUGAAUCCUAAAACUAUUGAUCCAUUUAGUGAUUAUUCUCGACCAGCUUCUGCAUUUGCUGCUGUAUACGCUAAAGGUGGCAUUCCAUGCAGGUUAGUGCAUGGAUCAGUAAAGCACAGACUGCAAUGGGAAUGCCUUCCUGAAACUGUUCCCUUUGAUCCUCUUCUUGUGACAUUGGCAGAGGGUCUGAGAGAGACAAAACAUCCCUAUACGUUUGUUUCAAAGGAGGGUUUUAAAGAAUUACUUAUGGUUGAUGGUGCUACUGAGAAAGCAAUUCCCUUAUUGCCUCGUCUAGUUCCAGUCUUAAAGGCUGCACUGGCCCAUCCAGAUGAUGAAGUGUUUGGAAGAGGAUUGGAUGCUUUAGUUCAACUGAGUGCUGUGGUUGGCCCAUCUCUUAAUGAUCAUCUUAAGCAUCUACUCACAAAUCUUUCAAGAAGAUUAAUGAACAAGAAAUUUAGAGAAAAAAUUACUGUUGCUUUACAGAAGUUGGAGCAAUAUGGUGGAAAGGCAACUAUGGCUAUCAUCAAAUCUAAAAUUCCAACAUACUGUUCUGUCUCCUCUUGAACAAGGAAACUGUAGCAAUGUGUACUGUAAGGUGAAGUUUGGAAAGAAACUGCCUGUGAACGUCACUGACACUUAUUUGGCGUAUGAUAUAAUUUCUUAAAAUAAUCACAACUGCUCAGUAUUAUGGAGAGUGGGAAAAAUCCUAUCAAUUUAUGCAUAUAUAGUUAUGGAAGACGAAGUCUAUCUGUACUGGCUGCUGUUUGCAUAUGCAUUGUGCUUACAAUGACAUUGACUAACUGGCUAUUAUUUCAAAAGCAGAGUAAAUAUUGAUUCUUAUUUUGUUGUAAAUUACAAUGUCCUUUAAUAUAUCAGCAGUUCUUAAUGUUUUGUACAUUUGUGUGAUGCAAAAUAAUUUGGCUUUAAUUAUUAAAAUAGUAUCUUAGUAUCAUAUAUGUACAUCCACCUUUCAGAAACAACUUAUUUUGUGCUGCAGGCACAGCUGAUGAAUUUUGGGCUCAUCAGGAUUUGCUGGGUUAGGUGUAGAGCUAUGAGAAAUAAUCUGGACUUCUUGAGAGUCAGCUUUUAAAGGUAUGAAUGAGAAUACACUAAACAGGUAGCAUGCGGUGCAAAACUUAACUUGUUCAGUGCAUUCUCAGCACAUUGUUUUGAGAAGCUGGAGAAGCUUUGGAGAACACAGUGCAGAGGCAUCAGGUUGCUCCAUAGAGCCACAGCAUAGGUUUUGCUCAACCCAUUAUUUCCAGUUAUCUUUGAGCCUCCUGAAUGUAAGCUAGAUGUAUCGGGCAACUUUGUAGUAUUUACAUUGUGCGCCCUUUGCAUUGAGAUCUGUAAUGCCACAGAUAUGCUUAAGACCAGCCUGUGAAUUCAGCACCAGACAAGCUAAUACACUUCUGAAUGUAGAAGCUAUAAAAAAAAACCCCACUCUUAUUAAAGACAAUAAAAAGAGUGCAGAAGUCAGCUUACCUGACUGUCAAGCCUUGUAGGGGGCAGCAUUUCUCCAUGAACAUAUUUGAACUUGAUAACAAAAUAAUUCCUAACAGGUCUUGUAAUAAAUAUCCUUCAGGGUUCUCUGUGAGGGAGAGCUGACUGCGUAACAAAAUACGCCACAAAACUUUUUUCCCCUGAGGAAAAUUCCGGAAUUUAAAUCUGUUUUUUAAAGGUUGUGUUUUGUUGUUUUGGGUUGGUUUUUUUUUUUUGUCAUCGGAAGAUGCUGUUUCAUGUGGUAUUAAAAAAGUUUGUUGUACGAACAUAUGAAAGCAAUUUCAGAUUUUGUUUUUAACUUACCACUGCUUGGCUAAAGUAAAUUUGCUUCAGGACAGUGCUAAGAUCAGAACUGUGCAAAAGCAAGAUCUAUGUAUUUAAGCCUCUUAAAAAAUUAAUCUUGUUGGCAAAAAUGUUUAAUUUGAAGAAAUACAAGUAUUUGCUUAACAAAUUAAGAAAACCCGAUCAUGCUGCUCAUUUUUCUUCAUGUUUAUUUUAUUUUUUUUAACAAAAUGUGCACAUUUAGUUUACACAAACACACUACAGCAGAUUUCAGGUGUACAUGUAUUGUACUACUCUUAUCCUACACUGGUGAUAGCAGAGCAGCCUUCAACAUGCCUCCAACAUCCCAUGUCUACACCAGAAUAGAUACCUGAUUUAUUUUUCCGAAGAACACACCUGCAACAUUUCUUUCUAUUUCAUUAAUCCCCUUUCGCAUUUUCUGCAGCAAUGUCACAAUGAAGAUUGGCCUAUAUCUGAUAGCAUUUCACCUCUUUUGAGGAAACCUCUGUGGACUGUAUAUGUUAAAAAUUACAUCGAUAGGGGGGCAGUGUUAUAGUUAGGUACAUAUUUUUGUAGAAAAGUCCAGGUUCAGAAUUAAUGUAGCUCCAAUCUUAAUGAAGAUGUGAUCCUAAAAAAAUGUAAUGCAUUUAUUACACAUAGAUGAUAUUGUAUAGCUGAAGUUUCCCAUUCUUUCUUGAUUCUGUCUCAUAACCGAAGAUAUUGCAGAAAGUUGAUACAGAUGUUAGCCUGUCUAGCAGUCAGUCAUUAUUAAUAUAUGCUACUACAUAGUAAUAUUUAUUCUGAGCACUGAGGCAGAUGAAACAUACCAAAGUUCAUGCCUUUUUCUUCAUUAAAGGCAGAAAAAUACAUACUCAUGAAAACAGUUUUGGGUUUCUUCAUGAAAAAUUGAAGUUGGAAGAUCCUUAAUUUUAAGCAAAGAAAUUUGCAGACACGUUGAAGAAGAAUUACAAAUACAGUAUGUAGGACUCCUCUCAUGAUAAACUAAAUGCAGAUUCAUUAGGUGUGAUUGAUAGAAGCUUACUCAUAUUUGUUAAGGAGUAUAUCUACCUAUAAGCAAUGUCUUUUUUUGUUCUACAGCAAUUCUUUUCAAGUUACCUAUUUCAUUAGGUUUGGAGGGGUUUUUUUUAAUAGAAAAGCAAGUCAGAGGUGGAAGGCAAUAGCAGCAUGAUGUGCAUUGCACAUUGAUUACAGCACUUUAACUCAAAGUAUUAUUCAAAAAAUGACUACACCAUACAAAUGGGGAAAAAAAACAAACAUGGUAAUGCCUCUGUAUAAAUUAGAAGCUAAUAUUUGAGAAAUACACUCAGACACCUGGAACUUAAUCCAAUACAAAUGAGUAGCAAAACAGAAUAUUUAGUUAAUCUCCUUGUCAUAGUAUCUAUUUUAUGAAUGUGCUGGAAUUAUAAUAAUGUAAAGUCUUAUUUUGUUUGGGUUUGGAGUGAAAACAUGACUUUGCAGAGCAAUCUUGUUAACUAGCCACUGCUGAAGUGCUAAAUUGUAUAAUUUAAAAAUAUUUUUUGGGGAAAAGUUUAUAAUAAAAAAUAUAUUUGCAUAAUACAUGUCUCAGU
This is a messenger RNA of Melopsittacus undulatus (budgerigar), 3905 nucleotides long. It is a transcript of the gene PACRGL, whose product is annotated as parkin coregulated like. The transcript is spliced from 9 exons. The record is from RefSeq and is a predicted model, not a curated record. The coding region runs from base 427 to 1095 and encodes 222 amino acids. NCBI's taxonomy places the organism in Eukaryota, Metazoa, Chordata, Aves, Psittaciformes, Psittaculidae.